UAAUUUUUAGAAAAAAACAAUUAUGUUGGAAUUUGCUAAACUUGAUGUGCUUCUAUGUUAAGAACUAAAGGUAAAUAGUAUUAUUAAUGAAUUUUUCGAAUUUUGAAAUAACUAUUUUCUGUUUUCUUGCUUUUAAACUUCUUUCCUGUCAUAGUCGACUGCAUUCGAACAACCUGUACUGUGAUUGCCACCUGGCUUGGCUCUCCGACUGGCUUCGCCAAAGGCCUCGGGUCGGCCUGUACACUCAGUGCAUGGGCCCGUCCCACCUGAGAGGCCAUAACGUAGCUGAGGUUCAAAAACGAGAAUUUGUAUGCAGUGGUCACCAGUCAUUUAUGGCUCCUUCUUGUAGCGUUUUGCACUGCCCUGCCGCUUGCACCUGUAGCAACAAUAUCGUAGACUGUCGUGGGAAAGGUCUCACUGAGAUCCCCACAAAUCUGCCAGAGACCAUCACAGAAAUACGUUUGGAACAGAACUCAAUCAAAGUCAUCCCUCCUGGAGCUUUCUCACCAUAUAAAAAGCUUAGAAGAAUCGACCUGAGCAAUAAUCAGAUUUCUGAACUUGCACCAGAUGCCUUCCAAGGACUGCGCUCUCUCAAUUCACUUGUUCUCUAUGGAAAUAAAAUUACAGAACUCCCAAAAAGUUUAUUUGAAGGACUGUUUUCUUUACAGCUACUAUUAUUGAAUGCCAACAAGAUAAACUGCCUUCGGGUAGAUGCUUUUCAGGAUCUCCACAACUUGAACCUUCUCUCCUUAUAUGACAACAAGCUUCAGACCAUCGCCAAGGGGACUUUCUCACCUCUUCGGGCCAUUCAAACUAUGCAUUUGGCCCAGAACCCCUUUAUUUGCGACUGCCAUCUCAAGUGGCUGGCGGAUUAUCUCCAUACCAACCCGAUUGAGACCAGCGGUGCCCGCUGCACCAGCCCCCGCCGUCUGGCAAACAAAAGAAUUGGACAGAUCAAAAGCAAGAAAUUCCGUUGUUCAGCUAAAGAACAGUAUUUCAUUCCAGGUACAGAAGAUUAUCGAUCAAAAUUAAGUGGGGACUGCUUUGCAGAUUUGGCUUGCCCUGAAAAGUGCCGCUGUGAAGGGACCACAGUGGAUUGCUCCAAUCAAAAACUCAACAAAAUCCCAGACCACAUUCCCCAGUACACUGCAGAGCUGCGUCUCAAUAAUAAUGAAUUUACAGUACUAGAAGCCACAGGAAUCUUUAAGAAACUUCCUCAGUUACGUAAAAUAAACUUUAGCAACAAUAAGAUCACAGAUAUUGAGGAGGGAGCAUUUGAAGGAGCAUCUGGUGUAAAUGAAAUACUUCUUACAAGUAAUCGUUUGGAGAAUGUUCGGCAUAAGAUGUUCAAGGGAUUGGAAAGCCUCAAAACUUUGAUGUUGAGAAGCAAUCAAAUAAGCUGUGUGGGGAAUGACAGUUUCAUAGGACUCAGUUCUGUACGUUUGCUUUCUUUAUAUGACAAUCAAAUUACUACAGUUGCACCAGGGGCAUUUGAUACUCUUCAUUCUUUGUCUACUCUAAACCUCUUGGCCAAUCCUUUUAACUGUAACUGCUACCUGGCUUGGUUGGGAGAGUGGCUCAGGAAGAAAAGAAUUGUAACGGGAAAUCCUCGAUGUCAAAAACCAUACUUCCUCAAAGAAAUUCCUAUCCAGGAUGUGGCCAUUCAGGACUUCACUUGUGAUGAUGGGAAUGAUGACAAUAGUUGCUCCCCACUCUCUCGCUGUCCUACGGAAUGUACUUGCUUGGAUACAGUCGUCCGAUGUAGCAACAAGGGCUUGAAGGUCUUGCCCAAAGGUAUUCCGAGAGAUGUCACAGAGUUGUAUCUAGAUGGAAACCAAUUUACACUGGUUCCAAAGGAACUCUCUAACUACAAACAUUUAACACUUAUAGACUUAAGUAACAACAGAAUAAGCACCCUUUCUAAUCAGAGCUUCAGCAACAUGACCCAGCUCCUCACCUUAAUUCUUAGUUACAACCGCCUGAGAUGUAUUCCUCCUCGAACCUUCGAUGGAUUGAAGUCUCUUCGAUUACUUUCACUACAUGGAAAUGACAUUUCUGUCGUGCCUGAAGGUGCUUUCAAUGAUCUUUCUGCAUUAUCCCACCUAGCGAUUGGAGCCAACCCUCUUUACUGUGAUUGUAACAUGCAGUGGUUAUCCGACUGGGUGAAGUCGGAGUAUAAGGAACCCGGAAUUGCCCGUUGUGCCGGCCCUGGAGAAAUGGCAGAUAAACUAUUACUCACAACUCCCUCCAAAAAAUUUACAUGUCAAGGUCCUGUGGAUAUCACUAUUCUAGCUAAAUGUAAUCCCUGCCUGUCAAAUCCAUGUAAAAAUGAUGGCACCUGUAAUAGUGAUCCAGUUGACUUUUAUCGAUGCACCUGCCCUUAUGGUUUUAAGGGACAGGAUUGUGAUAUACCAAUUCAUGCGUGCAUCAGUAACCCAUGUAAACAUGGAGGAACUUGCCACCUAAAAGAAGGAGAAAAAGAUGGAUUCUGGUGUAUUUGUGCUGAUGGCUUUGAAGGAGAAAAUUGUGAAGUCAAUGUUGAUGAUUGUGAAGACAAUGACUGUGAAAAUAAUUCUACUUGCGUCGAUGGAAUUAAUAACUACACAUGCCUUUGCCCACCUGAGUAUACAGGUGAGUUGUGUGAGGAGAAGCUGGACUUUUGUGCACAGGACCUGAACCCCUGCCAGCAUGACUCCAAGUGCAUCCUGACGCCAAAGGGAUUCAAAUGUGACUGCACGCCAGGAUACAUAGGCGAGCACUGCGACAUCGACUUUGACGACUGCCAAGACAACAAGUGUAGAAACGGAGCCCACUGCACCGACGCGGUGAACGGCUAUACCUGCAUCUGCCCUGAAGGGUACAGUGGCCUGUUCUGUGAGUUUUCUCCACCCAUGGUCCUCCCCCGUACCAGCCCCUGUGAUAAUUUUGAUUGUCAGAAUGGGGCUCAGUGCAUCAUCAGGAUAAACGAGCCAAUAUGUCAGUGUUUGCCUGGCUACCAGGGAGAGAAGUGUGAAAAAUUGGUCAGUGUGAAUUUUAUAAACAAAGAGUCUUAUCUUCAAAUUCCUUCAGCCAAGGUUCGGCCUCAGACAAACAUCACACUUCAGAUUGCCACAGGUGAAGACAGUGGAAUCCUCCUGUAUAAGGGCGACAGAGACCAUAUUGCAGUAGAACUCUACCGGGGGCGUGUUCGGGCCAGCUACGACACCGGCUCUUACCCAGCUUCUGCCAUUUACAGCGUGGAGACAAUCAAUGAUGGAAACUUCCACAUUGUGGAACUGCUUGCCCUGGAUCAGAGUCUCUCUUUGUCCGUGGAUGGAGGGAGUCCCAAAAUCAUCACCAACUUGUCAAAGCAGUCCACUCUGAAUUUUGACUCUCCACUUUAUGUAGGAGGCAUGCCUGGGAAGAACAACGUGGCAUCUCUGCGCCAGGCCUCCGGGCAGAAUGGCACCAGCUUCCAUGGCUGCAUCCGGAACCUUUACAUCAACAGUGAGCUGCAGGACUUCAGGAAGGUGCCCAUGCAAACAGGCAUUCUGCCCGGCUGUGAGCCGUGCCACAAGAAGGUGUGUGCCCACGGCACGUGCCAGCCCAGCAGCCAGGCAAGCUUCACCUGCGAGUGCCAGGAAGGAUGGAUGGGGCCCCUCUGUGACCAGCGCACCAAUGACCCCUGUCUCGGGAAUAAGUGCGUACAUGGUACCUGCCUGCCCAUCAACGCAUUCUCCUACAGCUGUAAGUGCCUGGAGGGCCACGGGGGCGUCCUCUGUGACGAAGAGGAGGAUCUGUUUAACCCCUGCCAGGCGAUCAGGUGUAAGCACGGGAAAUGCCGGCUCUCAGGACUUGGGCAGCCCUACUGUGAAUGCAUCAGCGGAUACACAGGGGACAGCUGUGAUCGAGAAAUCUCUUGUCGAGGGGAACGGAUCAGAGAUUACUACCAAAAGCAGCAGGGCUAUGCCGCUUGCCAGACAACCAAGAAGGUGUCGCGGCUGGAGUGCAGAGGCGGGUGUGCAGGAGGGCAGUGCUGCGGGCCUCUGCGGAGCAAGCGGCGGAAAUACGCUUUUGAGUGCACGGACGGGUCGUCUUUCGUGGACGAGGUCGAGAAGGUGGUCAAGUGCGGCUGCACGAGGUGCGCGUCCUAAACGCGCCCCUGGCAGCUCCGUCUUUGCAAAAUGUUCUAUGCUUCUUGACCGUGUUGGACUAAUUAAUAAUGCUUCAUAGUGGAAAUAUUUGAAAUAUAUUGUAAAAUACAGAACAGACUUAUUUUUAUUAUGAGAAUAAAGACUUUUUUUUUUCUGCAUUUGGGGAAAAAAAAAAUAAAUAAAUGCUUGAACUAAAGCUUCCCCCGCGCUGGAGAAGUAUGAAGAAAGACCUACCUGCAGGCAUUAGAACCACGGUGGGAACCGUUGCAACUCGGAUCCAGCUUUGGCACAUGCUGAAGACGAGCAGAAGCACAUACACACACACCAGGGACAGAGGAGCUACUGUGUCCUGGGGUGACAUUGCCCAGAGCGUAAAACCUGUGUGCCCUCCUGCACAUCAGCGACGUUCGCUAGGACGUACCAAGCACACGUGUGUGAAUGAGGAUGCAGGGAAAGGAGCUCCAGAAUUCACAGGUAGAACAAACAGAUGAGAAAUAUUUCGUCCAAGAUACAAAGUGUCCUAGAGAUCUGAGUUCCACUCAUGACAGGAAAUGAAAGUGCAAAAAUAAAUUUUAUCUUCUUUUAAAUGUCAGCAUGUCAGCAGAAGCAGCACACGGAAGUGUUUAUCUACCGUUUUCCAGUAUUAAUGUUUUUGUAAUGUAAAUGAUAAAGGAGAUGAUAAAGAACCAAUAGAUUAUUGAUAAAUAAAUUAGUAAUAAUAUGAAUUUUUUGUUUCUAUGAGUUCUAAACAGCCCUAUACAGUAUUCAGUUUCAGUGAGAAAUAUUUAUUGUAUCAAAAUACAUUGUACUUAACAUUUUAGGCCAUCCUUUUGCUGUUUCUCGAUGCUUUAAUAUAUAUUAAUUUAUAAUUAUCCUGAUAUUUUUGUACAUUUUUCAAACUUAAAAAUCAGGAUUUUUUUUUUUUUUUUUUUUUUUUUGGCAAUAGUACUAACAUAGGGUUUUAUCUUGGGAUAAAUGUGCUGGUCUGUUGGUGAACCUUGACAUCUGGCCGUGGGUGGCACCGACCUCCUGGCCCCACUCAGGACCCCUGCAUGAGUACGCAAAGUCCAAGAGAGGAAACAGAAAUCUGUGUCUGAGAUGGUCACUGUACAGGAAGACGUGACCCCUCUACAACACGCCCUCGCAGAAAAGAAACGGUGUAUAGCAAGCGACACUAGAAAGUAGACCCUUUACAAAUUAAUAUUUCCUUGACAUUUUUUGCCCAUUUAUUGGAGGGUGGGGAUAAAAAAGACUGUCAUGUCAAGAACUGUGAUUUUUUUUUUCCGAACAAUAAAACUCCUUUAUUACCUUAAUGUUCCCAUGUUAACAUGUUUGCUGCUAAAUUACAGUAUAGAAUUGAUGAUGAUUUAUAGUGGACUGUGCUCUUCCCUCAUUAAAAUCCCAGGGUGCCCUGUAAAGAUGCAGAUGUUUCUUCCCAAAAACUUUUUUUACAAAGAAAAUUAGAUGUACCUGUAUAAUUCAGUGUGCUUUGUCUUUCUCCAGACUAAUAUCAGUUACACUACUGAUGUUUGUAAAUUAAACAGAUAUUUACUUCAUUAACAGCUUGGUGGUUUUCUUAGAAAUUGCAUAAUAGGCCCCUCCUUAAUAAUUUGUUAAUCAAAAUGAUACAGAAAGAGCAGAGAAGAAAAUCGAUACCUUUUUGUUGCCAGAAAUUGGUUUCAUUCACAUAUUGUUAUAUCUGGGGACUUUGGAAUGGCCACGUGAAAGAGAUGGAUAUAAGAACACACACUCUGCUAGAAAAAAAAAGUACAUAUUUAAUUAAUUUCUUUAUUAAAAUUGUAAGGUGAAGUUUAAGGUGAAAUUUUUUUUGUUGUUGUUCUUCUCUGUUUCUUUUCCCCACAAAUAGAACCAGAUGGAAAACAACAAAAGCAGGAGUGCUUUUGCCACUCUCAGGCCAGGGCUGGUAGCAGCAGACACGCCAUCUGUAACAGGGACGCAGCACUGGCUGGGUGCAAUAUGAAUACCCACCACUAGAUUUCUUUAUUUCCUUGUAAGAGAAACAUGCACAGAGGGACACACUCACACACACUGUGUCGUACGGACGUGGACAUCCUAUCUUUUAUUCAUUCUUGUUUAAAAUGUCUUUGUUUUAAUUAUAUAAAUAUUAUAUCACCAUUGUAAAACAUUUGUCUAUUCCCAUUGAUUGCUUGUUUUUUCCAAGGGGUUUAAAUCAUUCAUUAAACAAAGAAACAUCUG
Lemur catta (Ring-tailed lemur) is the source of this 6350-nucleotide messenger RNA. Its product is annotated as slit homolog 2 protein. Gene Ontology annotation, molecular function: calcium ion binding; Roundabout binding; heparin binding. NCBI's taxonomy places the organism in Eukaryota, Metazoa, Chordata, Mammalia, Primates, Lemuridae. The coding region runs from base 87 to 4133 and encodes 1348 amino acids. Gene Ontology annotation, biological process: retinal ganglion cell axon guidance; negative chemotaxis; negative regulation of cell growth. The record is from RefSeq and is a predicted model, not a curated record. The transcript is spliced from 30 exons.